This is a messenger RNA of Coregonus sp. 'balchen', 6179 nucleotides long. The record is from the annotation of a GenBank genome assembly. Lineage: Eukaryota; Metazoa; Chordata; Actinopteri; Salmoniformes; Salmonidae.
AUGGAGAAGAACAGGUUGAGCAGAGACAGGGUGGAUGCCAGUUAGGCCCCCUCCGGCGUUCACAGCAGGACAGAGUGAGUGUGGGCCGGCCCCACAGGGGGAGAAGAUUGGGUUUGGCAAACAGGAAGUACACUGUGUGAUAUUUAAUCCUUUCAAAAUGACAACCACCCUACCAGUGACAAAAUGGUGAACAGAAAAUAAACACACUGAUACCAUACCACAGGGGGUGUGUGUGCAAAUUGGUAACUAGACAAUACAAGCACAGAGAGAGAUUCCAGUCCGAGUCCAAUGGUGAACUGAUGAAAUAAUGGUGAACUGAUGAAAUAAUGGUGGACUGAUGAAAUAAUGGUGGACUGAUGAAAUAAUGGUGGACUCGUGGGAUGAAACAAGAUACACACAAACAGGGCAAAUGAUCAAACACCUUCCCCUUUGUGUGUGUCUGUGUGUGUGUGUGUAUGGUACAUGUGUGUACAUGCUUGUGAGUGUGUGCUACUGGGACAGCAGUGUGUGUGUGUGUGUGUGUGUGUGUGUGUGUGUGUGUGUGUGUGUGUGUGUGUGUGUGUGUGUGUGUGUGUCAUAGGGUUAAGUUUAGGUACUCAUUCUGAGGGGUUAGGGCUAUGGGUUGGGUAAGGCUUAAAUCUAAAUCAUUAAAAACAAUGCACUGUUUCCAUCAAGUAUCAUCAAAGUACUCUCCCUGCUUGCUAGAGCAUUAUGAACUGCCAUGGCGUAGUGGUCUAAGCAGCAUGCUCUGGCUCUGAUCCCCAUGAGUUGGUGCCCAGUACUGUGCCAUGUAUCGACGUCCUCAGAACCUUUUCAAACGACAGAAGGUAACUGGGCUAGGGGUAGGCAUAGCAGCAAGAUGGCUGCAUCACAUCACAGGUUAACCUCCCUCCCCCCUCUUUCUCUCCCUCUCUCCCUCCCCACUCUGCCCUACCCUCCACCCCCCCAUCCCCCUUCCCAUCCCUUCAGGUUGAGGUGGACUACCUGAAGCGGUUGUUUGAGAGUAGACCAUAGCGUUCAGGAGGAGCAGCUGUAAGGAGCUGCGACCCAUCACCGAACUCAAUGGAGUCUCCUCCCUCUGCUGCCUCUACGACUCACUGGUCACGCCCGACAAUGGGGUACGUACCAUGGCAACCAAUCCCUUUCUCUCUCUCUCCCUCCAGGUGAACCCCUCUGACUGUGACCACUACGGUCGUAUGGUUGAGUUGUGCUUCAUCUUCAGUCUCAUCUGGUCCAUCUGUGCCUCAGUCAACGAGGACGGUCGUAAGAAGAUGAACAAGGUGGGGCACGGAGACACACAUAUGCAUGAGCGUACACACACACUCACGCACAAUGCAUAUACAGUACACACAUAAACACACUCACAGUUUUAUAGGGUUGCUGUUUAUUCAGUAUUUAUGCUCAAACACAUUUGAAAGACACUCUUUUAAUACGGAGCGGAUUUUUGUACACUUCAUUACAGUAUUAAUUUCCUUCGUUUAUGGGAUUAUAUUACCAUAUUUUGACUGUAUUUAUGCAAAGACAUUGAACUGUGUCACUGACCUCUUCUCUUAUAGUUGUCCCUUCCAGGACACCAUAUAUCAGUACUAUGUGGACACUAAUAACAAGAGCUAUGUGGACAAGCUGCCAAGGGCUGGCGCUACUCCGCCAAGUGAGUGUGUGUGUGGGUGUGUGGGUGUGUGUGUGUGUGUGUUAGAGCGUCCCUGUUUGUGGAUGUGUGUGUCCGUUCAUGUCUGUGUGUGUGUGUGUGUGUGUGUGUGUGUGUGUGUGUGUGUGUGUGUGUGUGUGUGUGUGUGUGUGUGUGUGUGUGUGUGUGUGUGUGUGUGUGUGUGUGUGUGUGUCCGUUCAUGUCUGUGUGCGUGUGUGUGUGGUGUGUGUGUGUGUGUGUGUGUGUGUGUGUGUGUGUGUGUGUGUGUGUGUGUGUGUGUGGUAUAAUAAAGUGAUAUCUUCAACUGAUAAUGACAUUUUUCUUCCGUUCAUUAUUUACUGCUGUCACAUACAUAUUUUCUCCCUCAUUCAUAUCUCAUUCCCUCCUAUCUCUCCCUCCCUUUCUCCCUCCCUCCCACCCCCUCCAUCCCUCUCCCUCCUCUCUCCAUCUUACUCUCUCCCUCCAUCCCUCCCCCCCUCCCUCCCUCCCUCCCUCCCUCCCCCAGUGCUCUAUUUUAUAAGCUCAUGGUGCCCUGGGUGGACACGGUGCAUUAUAACUUCCUGGUGCGGGUGCUGGUAACCGGGCAGUACCCGGUGUUGAUGACAGGUCCAGUGGGAAGACCUCUGUGGCACAGAGCGUACUGCAGGGGCUGGACUCCUCCAAGUGGGCGGUCCUCACCGUCAACAUGUCCUCACAGGUGGGACAGACAACCUCUAAAUGACCUACCUGGAACCUACUAGUAACUUCCCAUCAACCUACCUGGAACUUUACAACAACCUCUUAACAACCUUCCACUUUGACCACAGUCUCACAACCACAGUACUAGUUAUGUGUUACACUCUUAAUGCCAACAAGAACAUUGUCCAUGAUGAAGAGUAUUCUUCAGAGUAUGUGGUCCUCUGUAGCUCAGUUGGUAGAGCAUGGCACUUGCAACCCCAGGAUAGUGGGUUCGAUUCCUGGAACCACCUAUACGAAAAUGUAUGUAAGCACGACUGUAAGUCGCUUUGGAUAAAAGCAUGUGAUGAAUGGCAUAUAUUAUAAUAUUUGUAUUAAUUAUGUGUGGCAACAUGGGCAUACAGAAGUAAGUUUGAUUCAACAUUAGACUAUUCAUGUGAGGCUUAGAUAUUGGAAAGCCAUAAUCUACUGCUAAAAAUACUUUGGGACCAGCCGCCACAGCGGGAGUAGGGGGUAAUAAAGUAUGAUUAAGGUGAGUGCAGGUGUGUGUGUGUGUGUUAGACCAGGUUGAAUAGCCUCCAUCUCAGCUCAGGUUCCUACAAUUUCAGAGUACACGGCUCUCACUCACAAGGCGCCGCAAUUAGCUGAGUCACGUACCUCGGGCCGCUCGGCUCACCACCCACCAGCCCUGAUGCGCGCACACACACACACACACACACACACACACACACACACACACACACACACACACACACACAGACACACAGACAUACACACACACCCCUGAACAGUCAUUACAUUACAGGAGCCUGGCUGGGUGAUGGAAGUACUUAUAACAGCAGCGCCAUCAUCAUCACCCCCAUCAUCAUCAUUAACAUCACCUGAAUAACUUAGAGAGAGAGAGAGAGAGAGAGAGAGAGAGCUAGAGAGAGGGUGGGAGAGAAACAUUUGGAGAGAGAGUAGCCAUCAACUCUCUUUCUGUCUGUCUGUUGAUCCAUCCAUCUAUCGUUCACUCCAUCAACCCCUCCUCUUUUUCCCAGAAGGGCCCAGAGAGAGGGUUGAGGGUAAGGAAAGACACUGAGUGGUAGCAGAGUGAACGGAAUGGACAAAGUGUGCCACAGAAUGGGCAAUGGGAGAAAAGAGCGAACCGGAGAGAUCUGUGAAAGGAGAAUGGAGGGACAAGGUAGCUUCCACUUGAGGUCAGAAGCAAAGAAGAGAUGUAUUCAGUCUAUGUGAGUACAUAAAACUGACAUACGUAUGAGUGUGUGAUCGUGUGACUCACGGGAGAGAGUGACACAGCUCAACACCACUCAGAGUGAAGACUCGCAAGGUCUGAAUCAGUGUGCAGAGAGAGAGAGAGGAAGAGAGAAAGAAUGAGAGAAAGAGAGGAGGAGAGAAGAGAAAGAGAGAGAUAAUGGAGAAGAACAGGUUGAGCAGGGACAGGGUGGAUGCCAGUUAGGCCCCUCCGGCGUUCACAGCGGAAGAGUGAGUGUGGGCCGGCCCACAGGGGGAGAAGAUUGGGUUUGGCAAACAGGAAGUACACUGUGUGAUAUUUAAUCCUUUCAAAAUGACAACCACCCUACCAGUGAACAAAUGGGAACAGAAAAUAAACACACUGUACCAUACCACAGGGGGUGUUGUGUGCAAUUGGUAACUAGACAAUACAAGCACAGAGAGAGGAUUCCAGUCCGAGUCCAAUGGUGAACUGAGUGAAAUAAUGGUGAACUGAUGAAUAAUGGUGGACUGAUGAAAUAAUGGUGGAGAUGAAAUAAUGGUGGACUCGUGGGAUGAAACAAGAUACACACAAACAGGGCAAAUGAUCAAACACCUUCCCCUUUGUGUGUGUCUGUGUGUGGUGUGUGUAUGGUACAUGUGUGUACAUGCUUGUGAGUGUGUGCUACUGGGACAGCAGUGUGUGUGGUGGUGUGUGUGUGUGUGGUGUGUGUGUGUGUGUGUGUGUGUGUGUGUGUGUGUGUGGUGUGUGUCAUAGGGUUAAGUUUAGGUACUCAUUCUGAGGGGUUAGGGCUAGGGUUGGGUAAGGCUUAAAUCUAAAUCAUUAAAAACAAUGCACUGUUUCCAUCAAGUAUCAUCAAAGUACUCUCCUGCUUGCUAGAGCAUUAUGAACUGCCAUGGCGUAGUGGUCUAAGCAGCAUGCUCUGGCUCUGAUCCCCAUGAGUGGUGCCCAGUACUGUGCCAUGUAUCGACGUCCUCAGAACCUUUUCAAACGACAGAAGGUAACUGGGCUAGGGGUAGGCAUAGCAGCAAGAUGGCUGCAUCACAUCACAGGUUAACCUCCCUCCCCCCUCUUUCUCCCUCUCUCCCUACCCACUCUGCCCUACCUCCCACCCCCCAUCCCCCUUCCCAUCCCUUCAGGUUGAGGUGGACUACCUGAAGCGGUUGUUUGAGAGUAGACAUAGCGUUCAGGAGGAGCAGCUGUAAGGAGCUGCGACCCAUCACCGAACUCAAUGGAGUCUCCUCCUCUGCUGCCUCUACGACUCACUGGUCAGCCCGACAAUGGGGUACGUACCAUGGCAACCAAUCCCUUUCUCUCUCUCUCCCUCCAGGUGAACCCUCUGACUGUGACCACUACGGUCGUAUGGUUGAGUUGUGCUUCAUCUUCAGUCUCAUCUGGUCCAUCUGUGCCUCAGUCAACGAGGACGGUCGUAAGAAGAUGAACAAGGUGGGGCACGGAGACACACAUAUGCAUGAGCGUACACACACACUCACGCACAAAUGCAUAUACAGUACACACAUAAACACACUCACAGUUUUAUAGGGUUGCUGUUUAUUCAGUAUUUAUGCUCAAACACAUUUGAAAGACACUCUUUUAAUAAGGAGCGGAUUUUGUACACUUCAUACAGAUAAUUUCCUUCGUUUAUGGGAUAUAUUACCAUAUUUUGACUGUAUUUAUGCACAGACAUUGAACUGUGUCACUGACCUCUUCUCUUAUAGUGUCCCUUCCAGGCACCAUAUAUCAGUACUAUGUGGACACUAAUAACAAGAGCUAUGUGGACAAGCUGCAAGGGCUGGCGCUACUCCGCAAAGUGAGUGUGGUGGGGUGGUGUGUGGGGUGUGUGGUGUGUUAGAGAGUACUGUUUGUGGAUGUGUGUGUACGUUCAUGUUGUGUGGUGUGUGUGUGUGUGGGUGUGUGUGUGGGGUGGAGUGUGUGUGUGUGUGUGUGUGUGGUGGUGUGUGUGUGUGGGUGUGGGUGUGUGUGGUGUGUGUAGUGUCCGUUCAUGUCUGUGUGAGGUGUGUGUGUGGUGUGUGUGUGUGUGUGUGUGGUGUGUGUGGUGUGUGUGUGGUGUGUGUGUGUGGUGGUAUAAUAAAGUGAUAUCUUCAACUGAUAAUGACAUUUUUCUCGGUUCAUUAUUACUGCUGUCACAUACAGGUUUUCUCCUCAUUCAUAUAUCAUUCCCUCCUAUCUCUCCCUCCCUUUCUCCCUCCACCUCCCACGCACCCUCCAUCCCUUCCCUCUAUCCAUCGUACUCUCCCUCACAUCCCUCCCCUCCCCCUCCCUCCCUCCUCCCUCCCUCCCCAGUGCUCUAUUUAUAAGCUCAUGGUGCCCUGGGUGGACACGGUGCAUUAUAACUUCCUGGUGCGGGUGCUGGUAACCGGGCAGUACCCGGUGAUUGAUGCAGGUCCAGUGGGAAGACCUCUGUGGCACAGAGCGUACUGCAGGGGCUGGACUCCUCCAAGUGGGCGGUCCUCACCGUCAACAUGUCCUCACAGGUGGGACAGACAACCUCUAAAGACCUACCUGGAACCUACUAGUAACUUCCCAUCAACCUACCUGGAACUUUACAACAACCUCUUAACAACCUUCCACUUUGACCACAGUCUCACAACCACAGUACUA